Pomacea canaliculata is the source of this 3327-nucleotide messenger RNA. Its product is annotated as spermatogenesis-associated protein 4-like. The record is from RefSeq and is a predicted model, not a curated record. NCBI's taxonomy places the organism in Eukaryota, Metazoa, Mollusca, Gastropoda, Architaenioglossa, Ampullariidae. Gene Ontology annotation, molecular function: microtubule binding. Gene Ontology annotation, cellular component: axoneme. Gene Ontology annotation, biological process: regulation of cytoskeleton organization. The transcript has 6 exons. The coding region runs from base 55 to 852 and encodes 265 amino acids.
UUGCUACGAGACGAACUGAAUACUUCCGGCGAGUCUUCGUGCACAGAAACAACAAUGUCUGGUCUGCCGCGAGAGAUUUUAAAGUGGCUUCAAAGUCUUGAUCUUACAUGGAAAGUAAAGACGCCUAAAUGGGACCUGACCAAUGGAUAUCUCCUUGCAGAGAUUUUUUCAUGGUAUUUUCCACAGGAGAUUCAGAUGCAUUCAUUCUACAACUGCAACUCCUUGCCUAUUAAACAGAAAAAUUGGAGUUUGCUUAAAAACUUUAUCAAGUCAAAGGAACUAAAGAUUCCUGAACAGUACAUCGAGGGAACUAUUCAUUGUAAAGAAGGAGCUGCUGCCUUGCUUCUGGAGAGUAUGUACGAACUUCUGACUCAUCGAAAGGUCACCAAGAUGAAAUCAGAAAUGCCUGAGGACUAUACAGAUUAUGCAUACCAAGUCAAGCUGCCAAUGCAUGCCAGAUCUACUGCAUCCAAGGCAGUUAAAAACAAUCUUCGCAACACUGAAAUCUUGGCAGACCCAUGUCUCAUUGUCAAUGCUCAAAAGUGUCACAAAAUAAUCAGCGACCAUGUUGAUCACCGACACUUAGAAAGAAUAUUAGAUCCUGUGAGGUUUGGCAUCAAGCCCUCGGUGGGUGAGAGAUGCCUGCGCAAGCCUCUUUCUGAGGUGAGAUCUGCACCGAACAAGGAGGCAGAGAAGACGUUGGGGAUCUUGAGGGUAAUGACCAGUCCAAAGCAGGUCAGUGCUUUGUCCAGUUUACCUUUGACACGAGAACCAAGUGUUCAAUUCAAGGAAAUUCAAGUGCAGCAAAUGGACAAAUCUGCAUUUUACAGCAUGCCUAUCCAAGGAUUUUAAGAUUGUUUGGCUUGUCUGAUCAAUAUGUGGGCUGCCUCACUAAAUAUCAAAUGUUUACUUGUCACCAAAAAUCUUCCUCUGUGCAAAGCUUCUAUUUACACUGUGAAGGUGAAUCGAACAAUUAAGCUGUGCCUCAUUUUGCUUUGUCACAAAAUAGUUCCCUUAAGGAUAAUUACAGAUACAGCACAUAAAUUUCCAAUUUCAUUACAAUAUUAACUUUGUGUUUUUAAAGUUAAAUUAAUCAUUGUUGAAGUUUACGAAAUCUGUUGGUGAAUUUUCAGUGUUUGCAGAGCAGGCAUUACUUUAUGAACGAAAUCUCUUCAGAUUUCUUAUGGUUUUUUCCCCUCUUCAUUAAUAAAUGUAAAUUGCUUUUCUGAGAUAUUUUGGGGGAACUAACCAACUUACUUUUGAGUAAUAUGACCCAUUAUUUAUACUAGUGUUAAAUAUUUUCACAUCUAUGCUUAGAAGAAGAGCAGUGUGGCUAGCCAACAGCUGAAAAAUACAAAACCCCAUAAAAACGUACUGAUCAAUUUCCUAUUUCUGUUACCACUGGAACAUAAUAUGGCAGAACACUUUUGUGAUUUUUUAGGCUGCAUUUCUGCUAAUUUUGUUUACUUCUUCCCUAAAUUUUCUGGAAAGUGUGAUGGAGAAAGCAUUCUUGCUGUUUGCACAGCAAGAUAAAAUUUUCUGCACAUUGAUCACAUCAAUGAUUACACACUUGUAUGCUUUGUUGUGUGAUUUCUUUAGUAUGAUUUGCAACAUUUUUCUUUCAAUCAAAACAGCAUAGUAUGCUUUACAUGUAUGUACAGGGAGUAAAAAGAGCAGAAAGAUGUCAACUAUAGCUCUAUUGAUACUGAAACUGAAAUUAUCCAAAUGCAUUUGGCAUCAUCUGAAUGUGGCUAAAAAGAAAAAUCAUAUCUGCAGUCAUUAAGAAAACGUCAUGCAGGUACUAUCCCGAAGUGUGCAGUUAUAAGUGAACUCAACAGCAAUAAUUUAUUAUUUCAGAAAGUUGCUCCAUUUGCAUGUCAAAGACACCUAUAAAUAUCAAAGUUUGCUUACAUUACAAACAAAUGUCUUAAAACAAAAUAUCAAUAUUUGUACAACAAACAGCAGCAUACUCAACACAUGCAGAUCCGUUAAACUUUUACACAAACAAUCUGAAAAACCAAAAUCAAGUUUCAAUGAAAUAAAAAAAUCAACAUAAAAUGAAACAGAACUUGCUGUAUAAUUUUUAUCACGUUUUAAAGAUUAAUGGAAGCAUGAAACUAUAAAACAUCAGCAUUUUCUCUAAGCUAUGCAUUCUUUCUGCACUCUGUCAGAAGGAAAUGUUGCCAAUUAUAACUGCUUUUUGUGAAAUGAAGUAACAAAUGGCAGAAAGUAGCAAAGGGUCAUUGAAACUGACUCUAGUGGUGACCCCAGAUCAGACUAAGCCCUCUUUAAAAACCAAGUUGUGAAGGAAGUGAACUUGCUACACCAGAUCUAUUAAGUGUUGAUUCUAUUAUAAUAGAUGGUUUCUAGCCAAAAGAAAAAUACUACCCAAUAAAUUUAAUUCUGAUGUGUGGGACAGUGAGAAAGUGAAAAUGUUCAUGUUAUUAAAACAAUGGAUGGAAGAAAAUUAUGUACUGCUGAUAGAUAUGAUGCAGAAAAUUCUGGAAUCAGCAAAACAAAUUUGUAUUUCGUAUUUCUAAAGAGAAAUCUGAAACAUAAACAAAUCAUGCUGCUUUGAAAUGUUCUAUCUCCUCAUGCUUAGUGAGAUGUCAAGUGGAAAUUACUGGAAGCAGACUGAUAUGACACAGGUAUCAGCAAUGUUAGUCCUUUGAGAGAAAAUUUAUUGCAAAAACACGAAAUUCUAGAUUGCUAAGCUUAGUACUUUUAUUAUUUUGCCAAUUUUCAUUACCUUAUGCAACAUCAAAAAUGUGUGGUAUGGCUACAAGUUAUAUGCCAUAAUAAAAAGGAUGGUAGAUCAAAACAAAGCUGUAAAAAUAAUGGGAGUUGACAAGCCACAAGCCAUGUGACAUGGCCAAAGAUACUGGGUGAAGUGUCCACUUCCAUGUAUCACAGCCAAAGAUAUAGAACAAAACUAUUUGCAUGGACUGGGGGAAGUGUCUGCUACCCCAUUAACAGCAGUGAGGUGGAUAGUGCACUUUAUUUCCACUUUUUGUUUCAAUGAAGUCAUUUCAGAAUGGGUUGAUUCUCAUUCCUGAACCAAGAGGAGAGAAGGGAUUCACUUUUGCCCACAUGAGUGCUUCAUUGACAGACACUGCUGAUUUUCCAUCCUCAAGGAACACAGCUAGACCCUAGUCAGGGUGAAAAAUCAAAUGAAUAGUCAGUAUUAACGAUAAGCACAUAAGUACUAACUUUUACUCCUAACUGUGUGUUAAAUGUCUGUAUGAGUAUGUAUGCCUGCCCUUGUGAGCGAAGACAAAUUUCUGUCCUGGGUCUCCUCGACAGACAAUAAAGUCUGAUUUGAUUUGA